CGUAAAAGAAGAAGCAUUAUCACGACAAUGCUUCUAAGGUGUUUAGUUUUACUUCUAUCGGUUGGUCAUAUACUUGCAUCUGAUUCAUGGCGUAAACCCGGUUGUCAUCGAAUUGGACACACUAGAAACAUUAGCAUACCGGAUUGUGUUCAAUUCAAAAUUACAACGAAUGCUUGCCGCGGAUUCUGCGAAUCGUGGUCACUACCUAGCAUCAUGCUGGGCUUCAAGCGACAUCCUGUUACCUCUCUCGGCCAGUGCUGCAAUAUUAUGGAGGCUGAAGAUGUCCCAGUAAAAGUCCUAUGCUUGGACGGUGAAAGGAAAUUAAUAUUCAAAUCCGCAGUCUCCUGUGCAUGUUAUCAUUGCCAAAAAGAAUAAUACGUAUAUACUUAUAACUGAAAACAUGUCUUCUAUACGUGC
This is a messenger RNA of Galleria mellonella (greater wax moth), 417 nucleotides long. RefSeq names its product thyrostimulin alpha-2 subunit-like (gene Gpa2). The record is from RefSeq and is a predicted model, not a curated record. Lineage: Eukaryota; Metazoa; Arthropoda; Insecta; Lepidoptera; Pyralidae. Bases 28 to 375 code for a protein of 115 amino acids. Gene Ontology annotation, biological process: cell surface receptor signaling pathway. The transcript has 3 exons. Gene Ontology annotation, molecular function: hormone receptor binding.